AUGGCUUCUGCGGCUAUAUUUUCAUCGUUGCGCCGGCGAAGGUCACCUUCGGUGGAGGCGUUUCUCGCUCCGGUGGAUCUACCAAACACGGCUCUGUUGGAAACUUUACGUGCUGUUUCUGGAGAACUGAUUUCAUCGUUCUCAGCUGACAAUAAAAUGUUGCCGUUUUUCCAGCGGAAGAAUUCCAGAUCUUUAAUCCGGAAAAUCCAGGUUCUUUCUGUUCUUUUGGAUUCUUUUCGCGAGAUGGGCUUGUCAAAAAUGGCUUCAACGGUGUUGUUAUGCUUCAAGGAGUUGUACCUCCUACUUUAUAGAUCGAAAAUCCUGCUUGAUUAUAUCAAAUAUUCGAGUAAAUUAUGGCUCCUGCUUCAAAACCAAUCGAUUUCGGGUCAUUUCCAUGAUCUGAGUCAGGAAAUCUCGACCCUUUUGGAUGUUUUUCCCAUAGAAGUUAAUUUAUCCAAAGAUGUAAAUGAACAAGUUGAAUUGUUACGAGAACAAUCAAGAAAGUCGAAGUUGAUGAUUGAUAAGCAUGAUGAUUCCUUGAGGUUGAAGCUUUAUUAUUACUUGAACGAAUUUGAGGAUGGUAGGAUUCCUGAUCCUAAUGAACUGCGCUCCUUUUUAGUGGAAAAAUUGGCAAUUUGCGAUGCUAAAAGUUGUAGAAUUGAGAUUGAAUUUUUGGAGGAGCAGAUUGUGAGUCAUGAUGGGGAUAUUGAGCCAACUGCCCCGAUUCUUAAUGGAUUUGUGGCUUUAAUGCGGUAUAGUAGGUUCUUGCUGUUUAGAUUUGAGAAUGACGAGGGUGAAUUCGAGUGGAAGCAUAAGAAGAACAAGAAAGGGUUGAUUACUAGGGAGAUAGCGGAUACAUUCGUCACAAUCCCCAAAGAUUUUUGUUGCCCGAUAUCAUUGGAUUUGAUGAGGGAUCCAGUGACUGUGUCAACUGGUCAGACAUAUGAUCGGGAGUCAAUAUCAAGGUGGAUGGAGGAAGGGCAUCUUACUUGUCCGAAAACAGGUCAAAUGCUUGAUCACACUCAUCUGGUGCCAAAUCGAGCUUUAAGGAAUUUGAUCACUCAGUGGUGCAUGGCUCUUGGAAUUCCACAUGAUACACCUGAGAGUUCAGUUUCGUCUGUUGAAAGUUUUGUGGCUGGUUCACCAAGCAAGGCUGCUAUUGAAGCAAGUAAAGCUACAGCUAGUCUUCUUGUUCAACAGUUAGCAAAUGGUACACAGAGUGCAAAAACUGUUGCUGCGAGGGAGAUAAGAUUGUUGGCUAAAACUGGAAGGGAAAAUCGGGCUUGUAUUGCCGAAGCUGGAGCCAUACCCCAUUUGAAAACACUGCUUAUGUCAGCGGAUGCCUUCGCACAAGAGAAUUCUGUGACUGCAUUGCUUAACCUGUCUAUUUAUGACAAGAAUAAAUGCCAGAUCAUGAAUGUAGAAGGGUGUUUAGGAUCCAUAGCCAGAGUUUUAAGAGUUGGACACACAAUUGAGGCUAGGGAAAAUGCUGCUGCCACAUUGUUCAGUCUAUCUUCUGUUCAUGAAUAUAAGAAAAGAAUAGCGGAAGAAGAUGGGACAGUAGAAGCCUUGUCCACGCUGCUGAAGGAGGGAACACGUCGAGGUAAAAAGGAUGCUGUAAUGGCCCUAUUUAAUCUUUCUACACACUCUGAGAAUUGUGCGAGAAUGAUCGAGUCAGGAGCUAUAACUGCUCUUGUCGGGGCAUUAGGAAAUGAAGAUGUCUCUGAAGAAGCAGCAGUGGCUUUGGCCCUGAUUGUUCGUCAGCCAAUUGGAGCUGAAGCAGUUGGGAACGAGGAAAUGGCAGUUUUGGGGUUGAUUGGAAUGAUGCGAUGUGGCACUCCAAGGGGUAAAGAAAAUGCCGUGGCGGCAUUACUUGAAUUAUGUAGAAGUGGUGGAGCAGCUGCAAUGGAGAGGGUGUUCAAGGCACCGGCGUUGGCAAGCUUGCUCCAGAGUUUACUGUUCACGGGGACCAAACGAGCACGAAGAAAAGCGGCGUCGCUUGCUAGAGUUUUCCAAAGGUGUGAAAAGGCCUCCUUGCAUUUUGGUGGGUUGGGUGUAGGGUAUGCAUAUGCUGGGAACUCAGCUGCGGAUAGGGAUACGAGUUUUGCUGGUGAUGUUUCAGUGCCAUUGUCCAUUUCAGUGCCUGUAUUAUAG
Molecule: messenger RNA, 2154 nt
Organism: Fraxinus pennsylvanica
Lineage: Eukaryota; Viridiplantae; Streptophyta; Magnoliopsida; Lamiales; Oleaceae
Source: the annotation of a GenBank genome assembly